UCUAACAUUGAAGUCUAUAAUAUUUUUUUCAUACUUAGAACUGAAAAUCGAUCAUGUCUUCUUCACUACCAGCUUCCACUCUCCGAAACCGCCUCCAGUUCAUCGUCGAUAACGGGUCGCCGGAGUUGUGGCUCUACGCCAUUUUCUGGCAAGCCACGAAAGGCGGCAGCGGCGGCGAUGGCGUCGUCCUUUCAUGGGGCGACGGCCAUUUUCGCGGCGGGAAAGGCGCUGAUACUGAUCGGAAUGUGGACGGUAACGGCGAAUGGUUUUACCUGUCGUCAGUGGCCAAAUGUUUCGUAGCGGCGGAGGAUCUCCUCAUCCGAACGUUUGACUCCGGGUCUUACGCUUGGCUGUCGGGUGAUGAUUUCGGCGUUGGGUUUUACGAUUGCGGGAGAGUUAAGGAAGCGUACAUGCAUGGGAUUAAAACGUUGGUGUUCUUCUCAACCUCGUACGGGGUUGUUGAAUUGGGAUCCACCGAGAUUAUUCAACAAGACGGAGAACUUUUGCGGCAUUUCCAGUCGCUAUUCACCUUCAACGCCGCCGUUUCCUUGCCGGUGACUAACCAGUCGCCGGACUCUUCCAACUCAGAUUUUCUCGACAUUCAGCCGACAACCUGCGGCGGAAACCUCGGACGGCGGCGGAAAACAACAUCAUCGUCGUCCGGGCGUGAUCAAAUGACGCGAAACCACGUCGCCUCGGAGAGACAGCGGCGGGAGAAGCUGAACCACCGAUUCUACGCCCUACGCAGCGCCGUCCCCAACGUCUCAAAGAUGGACAAAGCGUCGUUGCUGGCGGACGCCGUCGCGUACAUCAACGAGCUCAAGGCCAAGAUCGACGACCUGGAAGCUAAGGUGGGAUCGCGAGCAGAGAAUCCCAACCCGAGGAAGCGGAUAAGAAGGGAGACGACCACCAUGAUCAUUCAAGAAGUUGAAGUGAAGAUCAUAGGGGAGGAGGCCAUAAUUAGAGUCCAGUCACCGGACGUGAACUUCCCGGCGGCGAGAUUGAUGAAUGUGCUGAGAGAGCUGGAGCUCGGAAUCCAUCACGCCACCGUGUCGUGCGUGGCAGAGUUAAUGCUUCAAGAUGUUGUGAUUAGGGUUUCUGGUGGAUCACAGGAGGAAGCCCUAAAAGCUAUUAUCCUUCAAAGAUUGCAAACCUACCAAGAUUAAGUCUUAA
Ipomoea nil (Japanese morning glory) is the source of this 1173-nucleotide messenger RNA. RefSeq names its product transcription factor MYC4-like. The record is from RefSeq and is a predicted model, not a curated record. Gene Ontology annotation, biological process: regulation of DNA-templated transcription. Lineage: Eukaryota; Viridiplantae; Streptophyta; Magnoliopsida; Solanales; Convolvulaceae. Bases 54 to 1166 code for a protein of 370 amino acids. Gene Ontology annotation, molecular function: protein dimerization activity; DNA-binding transcription factor activity; transcription cis-regulatory region binding. The transcript has 2 exons. Gene Ontology annotation, cellular component: nucleus.